AUGCAUCUACUCUUCUUCACCACCUCCCUCUUCUCUCUCCUCUCUAUCUCCAACGCCUCCAACGACGCAAUCACCUACGACAUCGCUGGCUGCAAUGCCGCCGCCCUCCCCAAACGUCAAGACCUCACCGGCACCUCAAUCUCCCUAAUUGGCAGCGCCCGCAUCUCAGCUUUCUCGUCUGCAUCCGCCGCCUUUGUCGCCGCAACCCCACAGCCAAACUCCAUCAUCUGUCCUGGCGUUAUCGGUGCCGCUCCCACGCCUGCAGAGUCUCCGUCUGAUGAUGUGAGAUUGAGGUAUGAUCCUGGUGCUAUUAGUGCGCUUGAGCAGAGGCAGAGUAUCAGGCCGCAUGAGAGUAGGGUUGGUGGGAGGAGAUCUAGAAGGCAUUCGAGCCAUACUGCUUCGCCGGACGAGGUUGCAGAGGCAGUUGUUACAGAUGUUGCAGAGGCUUCUUAG
This is a messenger RNA of Aureobasidium vineae, 453 nucleotides long. The record is from the annotation of a GenBank genome assembly. NCBI's taxonomy places the organism in Eukaryota, Fungi, Ascomycota, Dothideomycetes, Dothideales, Saccotheciaceae.